AGGAGAUGAUGGGCCAUCUACCCAUGAGGAUGUACAUAUGUAUGCAGCCCCACAUAGGAAUACUGCAGCUGACAAUGACCCACCUCUUGAAGAGGGUGAAUGGAUUGACCCACCUCUUGAAGAUGACAUGGAAAGUCUAGUAGGGUCUGAUGAUGAUCAGCCAGCACCAGCUGUAAAAGAACCUGAGUUUAAUGUCCAAACUGACAUGAGAAAGCCAGAGUUAAGGAAAGGAAUGAAGUUUCCAAACUCUAAAGUAUUUAGGGAGGCAUUGAGGGAAUAUGCGAUAAAGAAGCCAGUAAAUAUCAAGUUCAAGCUGAAUGAGAAGAAGAAGAUAUCAGUUUAUUGUAUCAAUAAAUGUGGAUGGAGGUGUUAUGCAUCUCAACUACCUGAAGAGUUGACAUUCCAAAUAAAAACAUUCAAUCCGGAGUGCACUUGCCCUAGAUCCUUCAAACACAGCCAAGUGACUUCAACUUAUGUUGCAAAGAAGUUUAUGCAGGAGUUUGACAAAAACCCCAAUUGGAAAGUGGCUGGUGUUCAACAUCAUGUGAAGCAAGCACUUGAAGUUGACAUAAGUUACAGUCAAGUGUAUAGGGCAAAAAGGAAAGCUACUGACUUGGUUACUAGGGAUGAACAGCUGCAAUAUGGGAAACUUAGGGAUUAUGCAGAGAUGAUAAGAUUGACUGAUAAAGGAAGUAGGGUUAUUUUGCAAACUGAAAUGGAAGAUGAAAAUGCACAGCCGAAAUUUAAGAGAAUGUAUAUUAGGUAUAAUGCACAAAAAUUUGGGUUUUUGGGAGGUUGUAGACCAAUUAUUGGUUUAGAUGGGUGCCACUUGAAAGGCAGAUUUGGGGGGCAAAUACUUUCUGCCAUAGCUAGAGAUGCAAAUGACAAUAUUUUCCCAGUUGCAUUUGCUGUUGUUGAGCAAGAAAACAAAGAUUCAUGGGUAUGGUUUCUGCAGCAGUUUUCAGAUGACAUUGGGGAUCCACAGCAACUUAAUCUGGUCUUCAUCAGUGACAGACAAAAGGGCCUUAUACCUGCAAUUGAGAUGCUGUUCCCAACUUGUGAGCAUAGAUAUUGUGUGAAGCAUAUCUAUAAUAAUUUCAAAGUGGAUCAUAAGGGCUUGGAGUUGAAGGAUGCACUGUGGAGAUGUGCUGGAGCCACAACAGUGAGGGAGUUUGAAAGAAGAAUGCAGGAAAUGAAGGAUUUGGAUGUCAAGGCAUGGGAGUAUCUUGCUGACAUCAACCCUGCACAAUGGUCUAAGUCUCAUUUUAGUAGUAGAGCUUUGUGUGAUUGUUUAGCUAAUAACUUGAGUGAGUCUUUUAAUGCCAUGAUUUUAGAAGCUAGGGAUAAGCCAAUUUUAGCAAUGUUGGAGUGGAUUAGAGUUAGGCUCAUGACCAAACAAUACAAAAAGAUGAGAGGUAUAACAAAAUACACUGGAAAAGUUUGUCCUAAUAUUCAAGACAAAUUAGAGAAGUUAAAACAUGAAUCUAUACCUUUCAGUGCUACUCCAGCAGGCAGCUUCAUGUAUGAGGUUGAUAAUGGUCAUGAGAGACAUGUGGUUGACUUGGCUAAGAAAGCAUGCAACUGUAGGAUUUGGGAUUUGACAGGACUUCCCUGCAAACAUGGGAUCUCUGCUAUUGUUAAGAACCUGGAGAAAGUGGAGGACUAUGUGCAUCCUUGUUACUUAAAAGAGACAUUUGCUGAAACAUACAAAGAGAUAAUACAGCCAAUGCCUGGCCAGUCUGAGUGGGUUAAGACUAACCAACCUGCUCCUGUUGCUCCUCAUGUGUAUAAACCACCUGGCAGACCACCAAAGCAAAGAAAAAGAGAUCCUGAAGAGCUAAGGAACCCUUAUAGAGUUUCUAGGAUGAACAAGACAAUCAAGUGUGGGAAGUGCAAGAAAGAAGGACAUAAUGCAAGAGGGUGCAAGGCAGGCAUAACUGGUGAAACUCCAUGGCAGAGAAGAGAUAGACUUGCUAAAUCAGCAGCUGCACAAGACAGUAAAUCUACAAAAACAAAGCAGACUGCAACACCUCAAACUGCAUCUCAGCCACCAAGUGCUAGAUCUCAGAGUGCAUACAGAGCUUUUGGUCAAACUGCAUCUCAACCUGCACCAAACAAUAGAUCUGAGGCUGCAACUCAACCUGCAACUAGAUCUAAGGCUAACUGGUUCUCUUCAUCUUCACAACCAAGCUUCCAUACCCCUAGAAAGACAUGGGAUUCUUUACCAUCUCAGGCACUUCUGGCUUGUUCUAUUUUGUUUAUUUUUUUCCUCUUACUUGCUAUUGUUGGAUCAUCUUGCUAAU
Quercus robur (English oak) is the source of this 2303-nucleotide messenger RNA. RefSeq lists its product as uncharacterized. The transcript is spliced from 3 exons. The record is from RefSeq and is a predicted model, not a curated record. NCBI's taxonomy places the organism in Eukaryota, Viridiplantae, Streptophyta, Magnoliopsida, Fagales, Fagaceae. Gene Ontology annotation, molecular function: zinc ion binding. Bases 38 to 2302 code for a protein of 754 amino acids.